AUGAAACGAACCGCCUCCGGGACGGCUCGUCUCGCCACCGUCACGCUGCUCCUGACCGCACUGCUUCUGGCCCAGUGCGGUCCAAGCCUCGUCAAUGCGAUCCCCACACCCGCCGGCGAGGGACAGGUUGUCAAAUUCGCGAAUGUUCGACCAAUAGAUUCGAUAACGCCGGUAGUCAAAUUUUCUGCUGAACGUGAGUGGCUUUCAUCAUUCUUUGGGUAGGCCCUGUCAUGUGUUUCGGUCAGCCUCCCUCGAUUUACGAGCUCGGGACGCGGAGCUUUCCGACGGAGGCGGUGCGGCGCCGCUUUACAGAGAUAGACGGUAUUGAGCAAUAAUCGCCCCAUACCCAAGGAACGCAAACCAACUGACAACGUUGAUGAUUUACCUACCCGGCUCGCGAUUCCACUAGUUCCGCGACGUCUUCCCCAAUGCGGAUCGGCAUGGAUCAAAUUCAGCAACUUGGGCAACGUGCGACCGUUGACAUUGGUGCUCGCCUUGCAAAAGAAUCUACCUAUCGCUCUCUUGAAAGCGAAUGCAAAAACGACGCUCGAUGAGGUGAAAGCGCUAGCCCCUGUUCAAGUGAUCGAUAAUAUCCGCAGUCUGGACGGAAUUGUUCACCCGUUCCAGCCUCACCGUAGAAGAGGCGAUAUCGUCGAGGUUAGUCCGCUCCGUUCUAUCCGAGCAGAUUGUGUGUCUGUCUCUGAAUUAAGUCGCUCUCUUCCCUGUACAAACAGUUCUUCGCAUUCUUCCCCAACGGCACCGGCUACAACAUGAACCUAAGGCGCGUAAUUCAAACGGGAUCGGCGAGUUGUCUCACGCCGAAAUGCAAGAAGGAUCAAUACCUGAGCGCGGCUAGUAAGUGCAGCCCUGAGAUCGUUCCAAACCGAAACACAAAUUGAACCAAGAACAGUUCGGCUAAUGAAACGCAUCUCUCUCCAUCUUCGUAUUUCAGCGAACGAAUGCACGUCCUGUCCACCCAACGCUUCGGCGUGCGAUACGUCCGGUCGAGCGACCAAAUGUAGUUAUGGUAUUCUCACCCGUGGCGAGUGCAUCAAAAAGUUUUGUCAACGCUCGACCAACAUUCGAGGUGGGUUCCGAAAAGGCUAGAGCAGUCUAUGCUACUAGAUCAGUGAACUGGAUUUGACGUCGUGUCGCUCUCGUAUUAGGGGAUGAAUGCUGUACCGAUGGGAUGGCCGAAACGUGCGCGGAUGCGAAUACCACUCUGACGUGCAGGAAAGGCUGGAAGCUGCUCAAACCUUCGAACGAUACCGUGAUCGUGGCCCUGGACGGUUUUCCCAAUGGAACCUUGGUCGAUACUGAUCGCUGUCAGGGACCGUAUGCGGCUCACUUCGGCGGUGAGUCUCCCCUCGAGAGGACCCGUACCCUUUAGUCGUGUUCUCGAAGCGAAGCUCAUCAACUGACCCGCGAGAGCGAUAAUACACUUUCGCUUCUUUUAGGUUCGAAACAGCAAUUCGUAACCCCCAAAGACGCUCCUUGGAACUGGAAGAUCGGCAACGAGUUAUCCAUUGAAGAAUGUGCAUUCGCCACUCUCUUCCCUUUCUUACGAAACAACGAUGCCGUCUUCUUAUACCAACGAAGGAACGGUCAUUUCAAUUGUCGAGCUUUUCAUCGACAGGAAAUCAAGUUGGAAUUCAAGGAAUCGGGGGGGAGGUACGAUUUUGGGACGGGGGGGACUUGUGCGGAGGCGAGAGCGAGUUGGCCUUUCGCGGCGGAGUAUUUUGAUCGGGUGGGUUGCGAGGACAUUUUGGUUCGUGAGACCCGUCAAUGGGAGUCAUAG
Molecule: messenger RNA, 1798 nt
Organism: Microbotryum saponariae
Lineage: Eukaryota; Fungi; Basidiomycota; Microbotryomycetes; Microbotryales; Microbotryaceae
Source: the annotation of a GenBank genome assembly